Molecule: messenger RNA, 1522 nt
Organism: Monosiga brevicollis MX1
Lineage: Eukaryota; Choanoflagellata; Craspedida; Salpingoecidae
Exons: 4
Coding region: 1-1341 (446 amino acids)
Biological process (GO): transmembrane transport
Cellular component (GO): membrane
Molecular function (GO): ATP hydrolysis activity; ATP binding; ABC-type transporter activity
Source: RefSeq, a predicted model, not a curated record
AUGGCUUACCUUUCCCCCAAGCUCGUCAUGUUCUCCAUGGCCGUCCUGCCGCCCGUCGUGGGUGGCGCCAUCUGGCUCAAUCGGCGCAUGAAGCGACAACAACGACUCGUCCAGGAUGCGUUGGCCGAGGCCACCAGCCAAGCUGCCGACACUCUGGGCAACAUCCGCCUCGUUCGUGAUUUUGGCCAGGAACACGUCGAAUACGAUCGCUACGCCCGUGCCAUUGAUGUGACAUACCACACUGCCCUUCAAGUGGGCCGCUCCAAUGCCCUUUUGGAGGGCACCGUUUUCUGGGGCGUCAACAUGAGUUUGGUGGCCGUGUUAGCCGUUGGCAGCACCAUGAUUGCGAGUCAAGAAAUGACCGUGGGUGCCCUCACCAGCUUUCUCCUCUACAGCCUCUACUUUGGGAUCCACACCAACGGCAUGAGCAACGUCUAUGCUGACCUGACUCGUGGUCUCGGGGCCUCGCAGCGCCUAUUCGACCUCAUUGACCUUCCCUCUGACCCCACCUCAUCCAUGCCCCACGAUGGCGCUCGGCCACGCGCCGUCAACAUUUUGGCUCGAGAUGAUGAGGUUGAUCAGCAGGGCAUCGAAGCCGUCCUGCGACACGUCACCUUUGCCUAUCCAGAGCGACCGGACGAAAUUGUACUAGAGGACUAUAGCCUUGAACUGCCCGCUGGAAAGUCUGUCGGUCUAUGUGGCAGCAGCGGCUGUGGCAAGUCAACCGUGGCUCGUCUUCUGACCCGCUUGUACGACCCCAGUUCGGGACAGGUUUUUUUCGACGGCGUGGACCUUCGUACUCUUGAUCCCGUGGAGAUGCGCCACAACAUUGGCAUUGUCGCUCAGGAUGCUCUCUUGUUUGACCGCACCGUGCGCGAGAACCUAAUGUACGGUCGCCCUGAUGCUACUGAGGCACAGCUGAUCGAGGCUGCCAAGCAAGCCAACGCAUACGAAUUCAUCUGCGAGCUUCCAGAAGGGUUUGACACGGAGGUGGGCGAGCGGGGCGUCACGCUCUCGGGUGGGCAACGGGCCCGCCUUGCCAUCGCUCGUGCGCUUUUGCGUCAGCCCCGCCUUCUGAUUCUCGACGAAGCCUCGGCUGCGUUGGAUGCCGUGAGCGAGCAACAGGUGCAUGCGGCCCUCAAGGCCGCGCUGACGCUCAACACUGGUCGCAUGACAACCCUCUUGAUUGCCCACCGGCUGGCUACGCUCAAGACUGCGGACGUUAUCCACGUCAUGGACCAUGGCCGAAUCGUCGAGUCUGGCUCCUUCCAAGAACUAGAAGCCGGGACCGGACUCUUUCGACAAAUGCUCGACGCCCAGUCUACUGCCAGUACCGCCUGAACAUGCCUGCCUCAAGUGAUUUUGCCCGAGUGCUAGCAACAGGCUUGAUUUCGUUUUUGUGCAUCUUUUAAGAGAAAAUAAAUUUUACGCGUUUCUUUCGAGAUGUCGUGUGCAUUCCGUGAAUGCUUCCAGGGCAGACAUCUUUCCUCCUUGCUUCAUGCUGUAAUUGAACCUGGCUUUG